Messenger RNA from Rhodotorula toruloides NP11, 840 nucleotides. RefSeq lists its product as uncharacterized. The record is from RefSeq and is a predicted model, not a curated record. The transcript is spliced from 6 exons. NCBI's taxonomy places the organism in Eukaryota, Fungi, Basidiomycota, Microbotryomycetes, Sporidiobolales, Sporidiobolaceae. The coding region runs from base 1 to 840 and encodes 279 amino acids.
AUGUCAAACCAUCCACGACCGCACAUCGAGUCGAAAUUCGGUUCGACUGAGGAGGCGAGGGACUACUUCCUCAGUCCGCACGGCUCAGUUCAUCCACAGCCCGCAGCGGCGCCGGCCCAACACAGUGAUUAUGCUGCCUACAAAGCCGAGGUCCUGCUUGCAUGGGCGAGGAUACAUUAUCCCGGUUGCCGACCUUACAAUCCGACAGACGACGGCGACCUGGGCAGUGCAAAGACUGUGCAAGACAUAUGGAGGUUACAGGUCGCCCGGCUCGAGGAUACAGGACUGGAUCGAUGGGGAGUCGGAGGAGCCGAACACGGAGAGGUCUUCGUCCGGAUGAACGAGCACGGUCAGAAAGAAUGGAUCCUGCCGGCCGUUUCAGUCGCCGUCACUUGGGCGUCAGGCAAGAAGAACCUCGAUCGUCAAGGCUGGGUCAUUCGCUAUACCCCCUCUCAAGGACCCCGCGACCCAGUCGUGCACCUAGCUUGUCCGGCCUAUGUUCUGCGGCCUCACUCCAUGGACCAGCCGCACGUUGGGAGGCAGUCGGUGUGGGCGAGGGAGUGGCAAGCGGGGAAUCGGUCGGAUCUUCGGCAGCCUUACGGGCUCACAGUGAGGAGGAACGGUGCGACGUACGAAUGGCAGUAUCAAGCCUAUCCAGUUGGCUUGGCUAGCCUGACCGACACCCCUCCUCCUCCCGCGACAACCUCAAUCUGGACGUGCCAGAACGGGUCGACGCACACUGUCGAGACGUACAUCUUCGACCUCGAGUUGACGCACAAGAUUGUCGAGGUGGAGCGGCAGCAGGCGCAUGUGCCCGUCGCAAGGGCUGGUGCGGCGUAG